Molecule: messenger RNA, 810 nt
Organism: Fraxinus pennsylvanica
Lineage: Eukaryota; Viridiplantae; Streptophyta; Magnoliopsida; Lamiales; Oleaceae
Source: the annotation of a GenBank genome assembly
AUGAAGCAGGACCCAAGAAGUGAUCAAGGCGUGCGCAGCAGAAAAAAGACAUCAAGGGGGCACCACAAGUUUGUGGGCGUCCGCCAAAGACCAUCGGGAAGAUGGGUGGCUGAAAUCAAAGACUCCGUACAAAAGGUAAGGCUUUGGCUCGGGACUUUUGACACAGCAGAAGACGCAGCACGAGCCUAUGAUAAUGCUGCUCGUCAACUCAGAGGUGCGAACGCUCGCACCAACUUUGAAUUGCCAACGGAUUCUAGUAUGCUUGAGAAUUCCGAGCCUUUUUCUUUUGAUGAAAUGUGUAGAACAGAAGAGCCUGAAGGACUAAUUGGUGCACUCAAGGCAAAGCUUUUUAAACAAAAAGGCUCCCACAUGCUCAAUCAAGACAGUUUGUCUUCUAACAUGCAAUUUAGCUUUCCCGGAAUUUCUCUUCCAAAUUCGUUGAAAAGUAGACAAUCAUCUGCCACAAUGCCUGCUAUCAAUCCAAUUCUACCUUGUAGUGCACCUGGAGCAGCUGCUAUAUCUACUCAGUUACCACCAGCUCAUCAUCAUCAUCAUAAUCAUAGGCAUGAUCAAACUGAAUCCAUCGGAGUGGAAGAGUGUCAAUUAGGCACGGCUCCGGGAUGGCCUACUGAGAACAAAUUUACAUGGACAUCAGAAAUGAGUCUUGUACAUGAGGAUCCCUCCUUGAUCAAUACUGCCAAAAAUGGUGCAUGGCCAGCAUCGCACAUAAAUCAAGCUGCUCCAGAUUUGUCUUACAUGAGCGACAAGGAAAAUGGAAUAAAAUCAGUAGCAAGAGAAGCGGGUUUAUGA